Melanotaenia boesemani (Boeseman's rainbowfish) is the source of this 1098-nucleotide messenger RNA. RefSeq names its product SH2 domain-containing protein 1A-like. The record is from RefSeq and is a predicted model, not a curated record. NCBI's taxonomy places the organism in Eukaryota, Metazoa, Chordata, Actinopteri, Atheriniformes, Melanotaeniidae. The coding region runs from base 294 to 767 and encodes 157 amino acids. The transcript has 3 exons.
UAUAAAGAAAGAGGAAGGCUGUGAGCUCCAGAUCAGAGAGGUUAGAGGUUAGAAAGACUUGCUGUCACUUGGGACGGUGGAAAAGCCAGAAAGCUUGCUGGCAACGGCUCAGGCUCCCUGAGCACACAUUUUAAACUGUGUGAAGCAAGUAUUGAAUGAGAGGCUGGACAGCUGCUUUACCUGUGCUCCCACCAGAAGACAAAACGUAUUGCCUGCAGAAAAAAAGCUAAAAGUUUGAAGUAGAGAGCUGGCACUUGGGGAAAAAAAGGGGAAAGGACAUCAGGAGGAAAGUGAUGAUGGAAAACCUGGCUGUUUACCAUGGACCCAUCGGUAAGGAGGAGGGCGAGAGGCGGCUGGCCCAGGACGGGCGAGAUGGUUGCUACCUUGUCCGUAACAGUGACUCCGUUAGCGAUGUCUUCUGUCUGUGUGUGCUGUGCAAAGGAUUCGUCUACACAUACAGACUCCAGAAGGAUGCUGCAGGCUCAUGGGCUGCAGACACCAGUCCUGGAGUGCAGAAACGUUAUUUUCGGCAAGUCAAGAACUUGAUAGCAGCUUUCCAGAAACCUCAACAAGGACUUGCCAUGCCUCUGCUCUACCCUGUCACCGCUCAGGUACGAGCGCAGACCCACACAGAGCAGCACAUGGCCGGUGAUAGCCUGUCACCAACGAACAGCAGCCAAAACUCGUAUCUCCAGCAGCAGUCGCCUAAAGCAGCAAAAGGACAGAAAAACAGGAAAAAGACGGAGGCGAUGCAAGCCUGUCGUUAGGGGUUUACCCUAACCAACAACAAUUAUGAACUGUUGUACUUUUGCAUACUCUCUGUUGCAUUUUGCAUGCCCUGAAGUAAAUGCAAUUUUUCUAUCUGACUCACAUUUCAUAAUUUUUUCAGUAUCUUCUUUUUUUCUGCAUAUGCAGCACAGAAAGUGCUCCAUAACUUUCAGAGAUGUGAUGUAAAAUACUGAAUUGCUGAAACAUUAAUAUCUAUUACUGCAUACAUAAGUUGACAACAAAUAUUGUGCUCUGUUCUUCUAAUGCAAUAGAGUUGUGUGAGAUGUAAAGAAAAUAAAUGAUACUGGCUGAAAUAAACUCUUUUAAAUA